AUGGCGCGUGCAGAGGGCAGCAGGGCGCGCACAGGGCAGCAGGGCGCACAGGGCAGCAGGGCAGCAGGGCGCGCGGGGCGCACAGGGCUGCAGGGCGCGUGGGGUGCACAGGCAGCAGGGCAGCAGGGCGCACAGGGCUGCAGGGCAGCAGGGCGCGCGGGGCAAACAGGGCAGCAGGGCGCACAGGGCUGCAGGGCUGCAGGGCGCACAGGGCUGCAGGGCAGCAGGGCGCGCGGGGCGCGCAGGGCUGCAGUGCGCGCAGGGCGCGCAGGGCUGCAGUGCGCGCAGGGCACGCAGGGCAGCAGGACAGCAGGGCGCGCAGGGCGCGCAGGGCUGCAGGGCGCACGGGGCGCAGCAGGGCUGCAGGGCGCGCUGGGCGCGCAGGGCAGCAGCAAGGGCUAUAGCGGCAACAGCAAGGGCUGUAGCGGCAGCAGCAGGGCAGCAGGGCGCAGAGGGCUGCAGGGCAGCAGGGCGCACAGGGCUGCAGGGCAGCAGGGCGCGCGGGGCGCGCAGGGCUGCAGGGCGCGCGGGGCGCACAGGGCUGCAGGGCGCGCGGGGCGCACAGGGCAGCAGGGUGCACGGGGCGCGCAGGGCUGCAGUGCGCGCAGGGCGCGCAGGGCAGCAGGACAGCAGGGCGCGCAGGGCGCAGCAGGGCUGCAGGGUGCGCGGGGCGCGCAGGGCAGCAGCAAGGGCUGUAGCGGCAACAGCAAGGGCUGUAGCGGCAGCAGCAGGGCAGCAGGGCGCACAGGGCUGCAGGGCAGCAGGACAGCAGGGCGCGUAGGGCACGCAGGGCUGCAGGGCAGCACAGGGCUGCAGAUCCCCUCCCCCCACCGCUGCACCCGCAGCAGGGGGAUGGAGGAGAAGUGGGGGGAUCCCCUCCCCCCACUGCUGCACCCGCAGCAGGGGUGGAGGAGAAAAGGGGGGAGGGGGGGGGGGGCGGGGGGGGCUGGUGCUGCAGAUCCCCUCCUGCCUCCCUCUGAACCUCCAAGCUCCCCCCCCCCCUCCCAACACAGGAUCCCCUCCCCCCCACUGCUGCACCCGCAGCAGGGGGGAGGUAGGAGAAGGGGCGGUGCAGGAGCCGCUCGGGCGACAGCAGGUGCUGCAGGUCCCCUCCCCCCCUCUGCUGCUCCCGCAGCAGGGGGAGGUAGGAGAAAGGUGGGGGACCUGGGCACCGGGGCCGCGGUUAGGGGCGGCAGGUCGCGAGGGGCCAUGGCUAGGGGCGACGGGGCCAUGGCUAGGGGCGACGGGGCCAUGGCUAGGGGCGACGGGGCCAUGGCUAGGGACGGGGCCGGGCGCUGGGCAGGUACGGGGCCGGGCGCUGGGCAGGAACGGGGCCGGGCGCUGGGCAGGUACGGGGCCGGGCGCUGGGCAGGUACGGGGCCAGGCGCUGAGCAGGGACUGGGCCGGGCGCUGGGCAGGUACGGGGCCGGGCGCUGGGCGCGGAAUGGGGCCCGGCGACGGGCAGGUACGGGCCGGGCGACGGGCUAG
Molecule: messenger RNA, 1488 nt
Organism: Closterium sp. Naga37s-1
Lineage: Eukaryota; Viridiplantae; Streptophyta; Zygnematophyceae; Desmidiales; Closteriaceae
Source: the annotation of a GenBank genome assembly